Molecule: messenger RNA, 708 nt
Organism: Aaosphaeria arxii CBS 175.79
Lineage: Eukaryota; Fungi; Ascomycota; Dothideomycetes; Pleosporales
Exons: 1
Coding region: 1-708 (235 amino acids)
Source: RefSeq, a predicted model, not a curated record
AUGAAGUUCUCUCUUUUACAGACUAUUGCGUGCCUGCUGGCUAUCGAACCUUUGGCCUGCGUUCUCGCCUUUCCUGCAGAGUAUAAUCCAACAUCGGCUAAUCAUAACGAGGUCGGGAGCCUUGCGACAGGAGAGAAUGAAAAACGCGCUGGGUCCAACGCGGUCCCCAUGAAGAAAGUAGCCUCAAAUACCUGGGCAGGAUCAAAAUCAGCGAAAGGGUUGUUUGGGCAGCCCGCGAGCGAUGCAGGAGUGCGCGGCGCUGCUAAGGACACUGCCGAUCAGUUCAAGAAAGAUCACAAAAAACCGGGAUUCAAGGUUAUAUUGGCCACUAUCUCCAUUCCUGGUGUUGGAUUCGUAUCUGGUACGCAAUGGAAAGCCAAUGACGAGGAUUUCGAGGAGAGAGCAAGCACGUACGCACCGAAUUUCUGGGCUGCGGUGCCUGGUGGUGCCCAGCAACGGAACUAUGGCACAGACGGCGCAAAGUGGCACGCAGAAGCAGUGGCUGCCGCACGAGCAGAGGAGCUAUACGGCGCCAUCAUGGAUCCAGAGACUGGAAGAUGGCCAGAUGGCACGAAGAUCUAUGUGUAUGAGUACAAGGAAGGGAGUACCCCGAAACCAUUCAAGAUUUGCGAAGGAGAAUCCACAGCUAUGAUCGGUUGUACUACAUGGCUCAGGAAUUUGAAUAUCGACGUAGUUCCGAUGGCAUAG